Cygnus atratus (black swan) is the source of this 807-nucleotide messenger RNA. RefSeq names its product chromosome 1 C13orf42 homolog (gene C1H13orf42). The record is from RefSeq and is a predicted model, not a curated record. Bases 1 to 807 code for a protein of 268 amino acids. NCBI's taxonomy places the organism in Eukaryota, Metazoa, Chordata, Aves, Anseriformes, Anatidae. The transcript has 3 exons.
AUGUUCAAAAAGAUCCAUUCUAUAUUUCACCCCAACUCCCACCGAAGAAAUGUGACAGAUGACAUCCCUUACUGUGAUGGCACAGGUUCUGCUGUCAGAUUGAUCCGCAGCAGUUCUAUGUACGUCCUUGGAGGUGAGCAGGAAAAAUUUAGUGAACCACUAAAAAAAUGCAAAAGUACAUCCAGUAUUGACUCUUGCUUCCAGUCAAAAGAGGAAGACAGGGACUGGAUGUAUUCUAAGACUCAGGACUGCUUGAAGUACUUGCAGGAUCUGUUAGCCUUGAGGAAAAAAUAUCUUGACAACAUCAAUAACUUGAAAUCCAUGCGUAGGACUGCAGAUUCCCCAACAUCCACAAAAUCAUCCAAAACUGUAAAGAAGUCAUUUCUUCUACUUCCUUCCAAAGAGUCUUCUAAGGCAUCUAUGGAGAGAAGAAUAGUCCCACAGCACAGUUCGGAUGUAGGAGAAGCAAUAGCAUUCUUUGACUCGGUUAUUGCAGGUCUGGAUUCAGAGAGAUGGCGGAGAGUUCCUGACACGGAUCGGCCAAAUGUGGAUGUUGAUUUUGAUGUUGCUACCAGCACAAGCGAACACAGUUUACAUUCAAACUGGAUCCUUCGUGCUCCCCGCAGGUACUCUCAAGAUACUGCCCAAACAGCCAAGGCUGUAAACCAGUCUCAGAGAAACAGCCAACGGAGAACCACUGGCUCUAGGAAGAGGUUGGAAAGGCAUCCCAUGUACUUGCCCAAAGCAGUGGAAGGAGCAUAUAACACGUUAAAAUUUAAGCCCAAAACACAUAAGAGAGAAUAUUGA